Messenger RNA from Rhinocladiella mackenziei CBS 650.93, 1158 nucleotides. RefSeq lists its product as uncharacterized. The record is from RefSeq and is a predicted model, not a curated record. The transcript has 3 exons. The coding region runs from base 1 to 1158 and encodes 385 amino acids. Gene Ontology annotation, molecular function: iron ion binding; oxidoreductase activity, acting on paired donors, with incorporation or reduction of molecular oxygen; monooxygenase activity. Lineage: Eukaryota; Fungi; Ascomycota; Eurotiomycetes; Chaetothyriales; Herpotrichiellaceae.
AUGGAGCACGAUAUCUUUCAAGAUACUAUCAAGUUAAAGGUCACACAGUCUCUUGGUCAGAUCACGGAGGCUUUAUCUGCGGAGACCUCUUGGGCAAUAAACAAGCUCUUCGGGGAGCGUAAGGACUGGCAAGAGUUUGAACUCCCCAACCUGGUACUGGACUUGACCGCCCGUCUUUCCGCUCGUGUUUUCAUGGGAGACGAAUACUGCCGCAACGAAGAAUGGCUGAAGAUGUCGGUGGGAUACACGAUGAAGGCCAUGCACGCCUUGCAAGCACUCUAUAAAUGGCCGGCAUUUCUGCGACCCUUGGCGAACCGCUUCCUUCCCGAAUGCCGGGCGCUCCAGGCUGGUCUUCGGGCAGCUCGAAAGUUGAUUGAACCGGAAGUUAGUCGGAGAAAGCGGGAGCAAAAAGCUGCACUUCAAAGAGGCGAGAAGAUUCCGCCAGGAAAAGACACGCUGGACUGGAUGGACGAAGUCGCUCGCGGCCGGCCGUUCGACGUUGUUCUGGGACAGUUGCUGCUGUCCCUCGUCGCUAUUCACACCACAUCAUCACUUCUGACAGAGGUUCUGUUGGAUCUUUGCGCUUUUCCAGAGUACGUGCCUAGCUUGCGUGAGGAGAUUAUGGAGGUCAUAGGAGCAGGUGAAUGGAAGAAGGCGUCCCUGCACAAGCUAAAGAAGAUGGACAGUUUCGUCAAGGAGACGCAGCGUUUACGUCCCAAUUCUCUUGUGACUAUCCGGCGGUAUGCGACGGACGACGUCAAGCUGUCCGACGGUACAGUGAUCCCCAAAGGUAGUAGCAUGAUUGUGCCGAUGAUGGAUACUAUGAAGAAUCGUCUGAUAUAUCCUAACCCAGACCAGUUUGAUGGAUGGCGAUUCCUCCGCAUACGUGAGCAAAACCCUUCAGAUGUGAAAGCACAGUUGGCAGUGACGAGUGUGGAACAUUUGGGCUUUGGCCAUGGUCGCCACGCAUGCCCUGGCCGGUUUCUAGCCGUCAACGAGAUUAAGAUUGCUCUAUGUCAUUUGCUGAUGAAGUACGACUGGAGACUGCCUGAAGGACAGAAUAGGCCCAAGACGAUGACCUGGAGUACAGAGAAUAUGAUUGACCCGACAGCCAGGGUGAUGAUUCGACGGCGAGAAGAGGGAAUUGCAUUGAGUUAA